AUGCCCGCGGUACCCUUCACGGUCAAAGCAGUGUUCGAAUACACCUCAGAACAUGAAGAUGACCUUAAUUUUUCAAUUGGGCAGAUCAUUACAGUGACCGAGGAGGAGGAUGCUGAAUGGUACUAUGGCAACUAUACCGAUGAUGCGGGCGCCAAACAAGAAGGCAUCUUCCCGAGGAAUUUCGUCGAAAAGUACGAACCUCCAGCCCCUCCACGGCCUACGAGGCCUACGAGAACCCGGAAGGAGUCUGAAGCCACGCCUCAAUCUCCACCGUUAGCCUCUGAACCGGGUGUGCCUGAUAUCCCACAAGAGGAGCCUAAGAAGAGGAGUCUCGAUCUGGGUUAUACUGGUGAGACUGCUAAACAGAGUCCGCCUGCUACAUAUGAGGCGGCCAGAAGCUCUGUUGCUCCCUCAUCCCCGCCUUCUCAGAAGCCUGUACCACCUCCGCCUGCAGCACCUGUGGAAGCGCCCGCCAAAAAGGCUCCACCACCGGCGGUUGCAGAAAAACCUACUGUUGGUUCGUUUAGAGACCGAAUUGCUGCUUUUAACAAAGCGUCUGCGGCUCCGAUAACACCCUUCAACCACAACACUAAUACAUCAAGCUCGUUCGUGAAGAAACCAUUCGUUGCACCACCACCCAGUAAAAAUGCCUAUGUUCCCCCGCCAAUUGAACCUCCACAGACAUAUAGGCGAGAUGAGCCCCAGGAAAUCCCAUUACCAAUCCGCUCUUCUGAACCCAUAGACACAACUGAAGCUGCCGAGGAGGAACAGCCCAAACCAACAAGUCUUAAAGAAAGGAUUGCUCUGUUGCAAAAACAACAGUUAGAGCAAGCUACUCGACAUGCUGAAGCGGCUCAGAAAAAGGAUAAGCCGAAAAAACCAUCGAAAAAGAAGGCAGAGCCUCAAGAGCCUCUUGAGCAGCCCGAGGCAACGAUGGGAGUAGAACUGCAGAGAACUGAGACUUCAGAAACCGCAAAGGAAUCGUCAACUACAAGUGGCCCCACUGAGGAUAACAGCCAGCACAAACACCGGGCUUCUGUCUUACCGCCUGCUAGAGAGCUCACCAGCGACACUAAUGACGCCGAUAAUUCAGCAGCUGGAGAUACCGAAGAGGCGAGUGAAACUUCAACAAGCAAGGAAGAACUGGAAGAAAAGGCAUCUGAGCCAAGACCUCAGAGGCACACCGAAGACGAUACCCGCCGAGAUGAGAAUGAGUCUGAGGAAGAGGAGAGUGAGGAGCAAGAAGAAGAGAUAGACCCUGAAAUCAGACGGCGAAUGGAGCUUCGUGACCGAAUGGCCAAGAUUAGCGGAGGAAUGGGGAUGAUGGGCAUGUUUGGUGCUCCAGCUGGUCUACCAGGCAUGCCCACCAGCGGAUAUAAAAAACCAAAGGCCGCGUCAGGAGAUACAGGAACCACGGAUCAGCAACCAGACCCACAAACGUAUGCUCCUCCUGUUCAGCUUAUGGCUCUUCCGGGGAUGCAUUCUAGAAAGCCAGAGGAAACACCCAAAAGCCCACCUGCAGUUCCAGAAGAACGUAGCGAAGCACCAGUGCCUCCCCAGUCCUUACCUACAGAUUCAGAGGAUAUUCCGGAAGAUGGUAGCGAAGAACCGGUCACACCACAUGAACGCCCUGUACCUCCUCCUCCAGUAACCCAUAAUCUCCCUCCUCCACCACCUCCUCCAGAAACUCGACCCGUCCCACCUCCACAAAGAAUAUUGACUUCUCCCUCUCUUGGGACCAAAGCUGACGAUGAAGCCGUCUUAUCUCCAGUCCGGCCUGAAAAAGGUGACGAGGAAGCAUACCUUGCAGGGAAUGAGCCCCCCAGGAGCGCACGCCAGUCUAUGGACCAAACCAUAGGUUCAUCUCCUAUAUCAUCUCCUGUGUUAGGGCCAGGAAAGAGGCAAAGCCAACCGCCUCCUCCAGUCCCGUCGGCCCCCCCAGUGCCAUCAUCAUCCCAAGCUCGCCCUCCCCCUCCCCCUCCACCAAUGGAUCCAAUCCCCCGCAAAUCUACAAAUGAUAGCAGGAUGAGUUCACAGACACCGACUCGUCUAGCUGGCGGUGAUAGCGAGGAAGAGAUAACAGAGUAUGAAGGUGACUACGAUACGGAUAUAGCGUCCGGUGCCAAACACAAAGAUGCCCUGAAGGCACAUGCCCGCGACUCUAGUGUAGAUGAAGGGACAUUAGCGGACUCUUUUAGCCCGCAUUCACCCAGGAGCCCUAUAGAAACGCGGCCACCAAUCCCACAAACGGCUCCUUCAACGGCUGCCCCUCGUUCAGCACCACCACCUCCUCCCCCUAGCCAGCCACCAAAGGCUGUACGACAGUCGGUUGAUAUGCCACGAGCCCCUCCACCUCCGAUCCCUGCUACAAAUAUGUACAACCAAGAGGAUGAUGUCUAUGAACAGGGACGCGAGGAAGUAUCUGACCAGUACAGAUACGAUGCACCACCUAGUGUUCCACCUCACCGGGACCGAGGCGAAUCCCAAAUCAGACAAGUUGAGGAGAAUAUGCCAUACGAAGCACCACAACACACUAUGGCUUCCCCCCAGUCUUCACGUCCAUCUCGAGGCUCGGCUGAUCUCCUACGAGGGCAAACAACAACACGCCGGUCCAUGGACAUUUCUCGGCCAUCGAUUGAUCAAGGAUAUAUUGCAAACGAUGUAGAUCUUGCGUCUGGUUCCCUCUGGUGGACACAACCAAAUACUCCACCUCCGGUAUUCCAAGGUCGACGAGACAUUCUCUUCGAAAUUGAGGAAUCCUCUACGAACAAGCGAGGGGGCAAAGUCACCGUAUCAAAGGACGUUUACAUCCUAUUUAUGGACUACUCUCAAACAAUCAUAUCUGCACAGUUUGAUUACAAAAAUCCUGCCGAUGUAGCGCUAGAGCAGCGCCACGAACCACCACCGCCUCGAUUACGUCAAGAUCAACUUGAGGAUGCCCACGCCCAGUUUGGUGCCCGCAUCUCGGAAUCAGUGGCCGCAAAACAAAACACUACUAUUGGAGACGGUACACCCCAUGCUCUCAUCCAAACACUCCUUUCUCCUCUCAAAGAUGCCCUCCUCCCAGUUGGCGUCCGCAGCUACGGCGCCCUAGUAUAUGCCAACCUCGCUAAUGCCUCCGUCCAACAAUUUGAUGAAAUCCGUCCCGGCGAUAUAAUCACCUUCCGCAACUGUCGUUUCCAAGGCCACCGCGGCACAAUGCAUCAGAAAUACUCAUCUGAAGUAGGGAAACCUGACCAUGCCGGGAUCGUAUCUGAUUGGGACGGGACCAAGAAAAAAGUACGAGCCUGGGAACAAGGUAGGGAAAACAAAAAGACGAAAAUUGAGAGCUACAAACUAGGAGACUUGAAGAGUGGCGAAUGUCGUGUUUGGAGAGUCAUGUCUCGUACCUGGGUUGGCUGGGGUGGAGAGCACAAAACCUGA
Molecule: messenger RNA, 3423 nt
Organism: Microsporum canis CBS 113480
Lineage: Eukaryota; Fungi; Ascomycota; Eurotiomycetes; Onygenales; Arthrodermataceae
Product: SH3 domain-containing protein
Exons: 3
Coding region: 1-3423 (1140 amino acids)
Molecular function (GO): protein binding
Source: RefSeq, a predicted model, not a curated record